GGAUGUAGAGCAGUACUGUGGAAUUCAUUGUAACACAUCAAAUAAAGGGCUGUCUUUAGAUUUCCAUCUACAUAUCAAAGUGUUUGUACUGGGAGAAGGCAGAAAGGAAUGGAGGAGAUUUAUACCCAAGGCGUCUGGAUGGCCGAAGGUCUCCAGCAGAGGACGAAGACUCAGGAGAAAUUCUGGCUUACGGUCACUCAUAUGGGAGACCCUAAAGCAGCCUUUUUGCUCGUCUUUCCUUUUACUUAUUUCAUCAACAGGAGAGCUGGGGUAGCGGUGCUUUGGAUGGCAGCUAUAUCGGAGUGGUUAAACUUAGUGUUCAAAUGGUUGCUGUUUGGAGAGAGGCCAUUCUGGUGGAUCGGUGAAUCGCGUCUUUUUGUCAACAAGCAACCGAAAAUUCACCAGUUUCCGUCCACCUGUGAAACAGGCCCAGGCAGUCCGUCUGGACAUGCGAUGGUGACAGCAGCAGUCUGGUGGGUCAUUGUGUCCUCGCUGGGGUCCUUUCUGUACUCCCGUUCUCACAGUGUUCUCUUAUCAGCUGCUCCCUACGUCCUCUAUGUGGUGAUGCUUGUUGCAGUUGGAAUCUCCAGGAUCUUUAUCCUCGCACACUUUCCUCAUCAGGUCGUUGCUGGCUCCAUUACAGGUUUCAUUCUGGGGAUUGUCCUGAGCUGCAGAGUACCAGAAGGUCGCCCCCUGCUGUUCUUCUUUAGUUUAAGCUUUGGGCUGCUGUUCGGAGCUCUGAUGCUCCAUGCUGGAUUAAAGCAGCUGGGAAUUGACCUCUCCUGGUCUAUUGCUUUGGCCAAGAAAUGGUGCAGCCAUGCAGAAUGGAUUCGUUUAGACACAGCCCCAUUCUCCUCUCUCACCCGAGACUGUGGGGCCCUGUUGGGUUUGGGGCUAGCACAGUACUGGAAGCCUGGUGGAUGGUCUCUACCUUGGGCUCCCAGAGCUUUGUCUAUGGCUGUAUCAUCCAUGGGUCUUUACCACGUGAAUCGUCUACCGCUCCCAGUCCGACCACUGGGCCUUUUCUACAGCCUGUUCUUUGUCAAAUUCGUCCUAGUGCCUCUGAUCGUUAUGGUACUUGUGCCUGGGCUGGUACACCUAUUAACAUUCAAAAAAAAGAAAGACUAGAAGAGUUCCUCCACACAUGAUGUGCACCUUAAACACCUCCCAAAACUGGAGUUUCCUUCAGAGUUUGUAUAAACACAUUUAAUGUUCGCUGCGUUUCAGAACCAUUUUGAUGGGUAUGGGUUAAGUUUAAUUUUCACGUCUUAAAAUUCACUAAACAAUGGCCUUUUAUCCAGUCUGUGACCUGUGUUUUUCCUCUUAUUUGAUGAUUUUAAAAGUGCCGGUAUUGAGACAUUGUGGCGUAAAGUAUGUCUCUAGUGAAUCUAGUGCAAUCAUAAGUGUUGUAAAUACUACAGUAUUUUUGCUAAAUAUCGACUUUAUUGGGAAAAGUGCAACUUUGUUUAUGUGCAUUUUGUGUUGUUUGAAUCUUUACGAGUCAAAGAUUGUUACCGAGGUUUAAAACCUCAGAUUUGCGACUAGUGAAAGGCAAAGAAUUUGAACAUU
Haplochromis burtoni (Burton's mouthbrooder) is the source of this 1569-nucleotide messenger RNA. RefSeq names its product glucose-6-phosphatase catalytic subunit 3 (gene g6pc3). Lineage: Eukaryota; Metazoa; Chordata; Actinopteri; Cichliformes; Cichlidae. Gene Ontology annotation, biological process: glucose 6-phosphate metabolic process; gluconeogenesis. Gene Ontology annotation, cellular component: membrane. Gene Ontology annotation, molecular function: glucose-6-phosphatase activity. The transcript has 6 exons. The record is from RefSeq and is a predicted model, not a curated record. The coding region runs from base 109 to 1128 and encodes 339 amino acids.